UUCAUCUUUCUUAUCUUUAUCUUCUUCUUCCAACGGUGCGUGACUCCAUUUCCUCCGAUUCACGGUGGUUCCGCGACUACAGAGUCAGAAUUCGACAAGCUGAUCCCUUUACACAAUUCGAUCGCCGUGAAAUUAAAGGUUCAAUCAAAGAUCCUAUUGAUUUCUUGGAAUCAGGUCAAUGGCUUCCUCUUCGGAUUCAUGGAUGAAAUCAUACAACGAGGCUUUAAAACUUUCAGAGGAGAUAAAUGGAAUGAUGUCAGAAAGAAGUUCAUCAGCUGAAACAGGGCCUGAUGCUCAGCGUCGUGCUUCAGCUAUACGAAGAAAGAUCACCAUGUUCGGAACCAAAUUAGACAGUCUUCAGUCCCUUCUUGCUCAAAUUCAUGGAAAACCUGUUUCAGAGAAAGAGAUGAACCGGCGCAAGGAUAUGGUAGGGAAUUUGAGGUCAAAAUCAAACCAGAUGGCGAAUGCUUUGAACAUGUCAAACUUUGCCAAUAGAGACAGCUUGCUUGGACCUGAAAUUAAGCCUGAUGAUUCCAUGAGCAGAGUGACUGGCAUGGAUAACCAAGGAAUUGUUGGGUAUCAACGACAAGUUAUGAGAGAACAAGACGAAGGACUUGAGCGAUUGGAGGAAACAGUCAUGAGUACAAAACACAUUGCUAUGGCUGUUGGUGAAGAGCUUGACUUGCAGACUAGGCUUAUUGAUGACUUGGAUUACCAUGUGGAUGUUACUGACUCUCGCUUACAGAGAGUGCAGAAGCACCUUGCUGUCAUGAAUAAGAAUAUGAAAAGUGGUUGUUCUUGCAUGUCAAUGCUCUUGUCAGUGCUGGGGAUCGUCGGUCUUGCUGUUGUAAUAUGGCUGUUGGUUAAGUAUCUGUAAUACCAACAUCCGAGAACUUAUAAGUUUCUCUGUAGGUCACUGGCCUCUCCUCUCUCUGUGAAUGAUUGCGAUGUAUUUCCUCAUUUCACAUUUGUGAAUGGUUGAGCUUUUCAUUUCUCUUCUGUUGCAAGAGCCCUUAAUAAUAGUAUAUGUAAUGUGUGCAGUUUUCAUU
Camelina sativa (false flax) is the source of this 1049-nucleotide messenger RNA. Its product is annotated as syntaxin-51. Gene Ontology annotation, biological process: intracellular protein transport; vesicle fusion. Gene Ontology annotation, cellular component: membrane; SNARE complex; endomembrane system. Lineage: Eukaryota; Viridiplantae; Streptophyta; Magnoliopsida; Brassicales; Brassicaceae. Gene Ontology annotation, molecular function: SNARE binding; SNAP receptor activity. The record is from RefSeq and is a predicted model, not a curated record.